Patella vulgata (common limpet) is the source of this 6191-nucleotide messenger RNA. RefSeq names its product WD repeat-containing protein 86. The record is from RefSeq and is a predicted model, not a curated record. The transcript is spliced from 6 exons. Bases 443 to 1663 code for a protein of 406 amino acids. Lineage: Eukaryota; Metazoa; Mollusca; Gastropoda; Patellidae. Gene Ontology annotation, molecular function: protein binding.
GAUAAAAUGGAAACCAAAUGACAAGAAAACAUGAAUUCCUGAAGGAAUAAAUAAAGAAACCAUUAAUUUGUGUAGCAGAAACCAAGAAACAUAGUCUAUCAGUUUCAAUUCUUCUAGAAAUAUACGUAAAGCGAACCGCAGAAGCAAUAUUUACCUGAAAGGUUCAUUAAUUAUGUAUGGAGAGUAUUGAUUGGAUGGGUAGAACUAUUGUCUCUGGGAACAACCAAUAAUCAGAGUCAGUCUAAUUAGUACCAGGUUGUGUCUACAUACAUCUGAAACGGACAACACAAAUCACUAAUGGCCGACAACCACAGGUAAAGAACACGAGGACACAAAGAUAGAAUGCUCAUCAACUAAGAAUAAGAACUUUGAGCUGUUUGGACACGUUUAGUUGACGUCAAGUUACAGUGUGAUUAGGAUAGGCUGAUAAAAAGACAGAAACAUGGGUAAUUGUGGAUCCAAGAAAGAAGAUAAAAAUCGUACGUACCACCUUCAGACUUUAACUAAACAUGGAGGGGGUAUUAACUGUAUGGCGGUCAGUGAGGACGGAAGUGUUCUUGGAACGGGUGGUGAGGAUAAAACGGCUUGUUUGUGGAGUACAAAAACACAGGAAUGUGAAUGCAUUGGUAUUUUACAAGGACACGACGAAUACAUAACUUGUAUACUUAUAGAAGAUUGUUUCGUGUUAACGGGGUGUGCUGACAAAACAGUUCGUAAAUGGGACGUUGGAACGUGUGAAUGUGUCUUGAUUUUGAAAGGGCACACAUCUGUGAUAUAUCGUAUGAUUUGUACUGGAGAUUUUAUUUUUACCAGUUCAUACGACAGAACGGCACGAUGUUGGGAUUUCGACACUGGAGAAUGCAUCCGAGUUUUUCGGGGUCACAAAAGAGGAGUAUAUCCUCUGAUUUUUAUCCCCGCGGAUGAAGACGAAUUAGAGAGUGGUGAUUUGGACAGUGACAUUUUGAUCACAGGGUCUGCAGAUUUCACCGCCCGAACCUGGAACUUUGAAAGCGGGAAAGAAAUUCGGGUUUUUAAAGGACACAAAGGCGCCGUCACGUGCAUGUCUGUUGACCCGACAGGCCGUGUUCUAUUUUCCGGAAGUACUGAUUUUACUGUCAGAAGUUGGGAUUUAAUGAAGGGGUCAGCUUUAAAGACAUUUGAAGGUCACCAAGGAUCAGUAAUCUGUAUGCAGGUUGUUAAUAAGAUUAUGUAUACGGGUAGCUCUGAUCAUACAGGGCGAUCUUGGGUUACAGAAUUUGGCGAUUGUACCCGGAUAUAUAAAGGACAUAAACACACUGUUAGUGUUAUCAAGGUGUUCGAUGGAUUAGUCUUUACUGCAUGUGGUGAUUCUAUUUGUCGAUGUUUUGAUGCUAAAAGCGGGGCGCCUAAAAGGGAGUUUAAGGGUCACGAGAACACAGUGACAGCACUACAGGUGGUUGAAGGUAAGCUAUUCACGGCGUCAUAUGACGGAAAUGUCAUGGUUUGGGAUUGUUCAGGAAUUAAAGACGACACCGUUUUCGGAAACGACGACGAUAAAGACAAAGAAAAGGACAAGUUCAAGGAAGUGGAGAAAUAUGGCGGCGACAUUAUGCAAGUUGACAAUAAUCAGAAUGGGAUUAACCAACCAAAUCAACCGACACCUGAUAAGAUAAUGAUAGAAUAACUGAUCAAGGCAACCAAUAGAAAACCAUUUUUGAUUAUUUUUAACUAUGACAAAUUUUUGAAUAUCAAUUUAGAUAUUGACCAAUGGACGCCUUGCUGCUAUAACCAAACAUAUUUACAAUUUUAGAGAAAAAAAACCGUACCUUUUCCUUGGCACUACAUCCAGUGAAAUACAUGAAUCAAAAACUGGAAAUUGACAAUAAUAUAUACAUUUAUCUGACUACAGUGCACAAUAGUUUUGAGUUACAUAUUUAGAUCGAUCAUCAAAAUACCUUUAAAUAUUUGAUCAUGAUUACAUUUUCCAUUAAACUCAGUGUGAUAUAAACUUAUUGGUCGGCUCAUUUUAAUGAAAAAUACGUUCUCUUGGAGACCAUAUAAUGUAUGGGGUUGGUAACACGAUAUAUUUGUAUUUAAGAUAAAAAUCAUUGUUUCAACAUCAUGUGGUCUUAUUUUAAUUUUAGAAAAUAAUGUUACACGUUUUCUUUUUCGAAGGAUUUGAGCUUAUUUUCCUCCAAAAAGUUUAAAUCCAUUUAAAUAGUUGUAACUUUCUUGGAGGCUUCAGAUCAUUAAUUUAUCCAAUUUGUGACCUUAAUGAAACGAUGGAUACACAAUUUGGAAAUGUUCGUAUUCGAAAUUGUUUAUUUAAAACUUCUCAUAAGAUCAGCUCAAGAUGAACGAAAAGAUUCUUUUACAGGUUAAAGCGACACAACCUAACACUAGCAAUUAACUACUUUGGAUAAAUCGAUAAAUAAAUUACUUUGAACAUGCAACUGAUAAUUGGACGUUUUUUCGUUCCGUAUAAGUUAUUCCCAGAAGAUCUAAAGUCCUGCUGAUUAUAUCUCAUUUAAUGGAAAAUAAUAUUUUAUUUUUUUUAUUUCAUUUUACUUUCUGACUGAUGUCGUUGAUACCCAAUCGUUUCGGUUAAAAUGAUAAGAUCUUAGGGGAUAUUUGAUAAAUGGCAACACUGACUUUUCUGUAGUGUAAUUAUUAUAUAUUCAAAUGCACUGUAUUUCAUCAAUUUCCUUCCGCUUUAUUUCAAAACUAAUCAUGCCAAUAUGCUUUGGUGAUGUCGAUUAGUUUUAGAUUUGUGCUGAUGUUAAAUUGUUGUGGUAUUUCUUUAAGAUAUUUAGACGUUGGUUACAUUUGAGCGCGGGCGCAUUGUCCCUGUAAAGUUGUUUUGGUGCAAUCUGAAUGUUUUUUAAUAUCUAACAGUUGUUAUUUUAUCGUAUGUGAUAUAUUUGUUUAUUAUACAUGAUGUUCGUUAAAACUGCUGAUGUAUUUAACUUUAAAGAUACAAACAUAUAUAUAUUUUAAUAUGAAAAAAAAUAUAUAUUUUAUUUGUCAAUGUAACUUUAAUUGCACUAAUUUUACAAUAUUUUGCAAUAUAUUUAUGUCUGAUGUACAUAACUUUUAUCAAAUCUCCGUCCAGACUUUCUAGUGGCGCUGGGUCUCUAUAUUUAGACUUGAAACCACUCUCAAGUUCUGUUUUGCUGGUUCUUAUAUUUUACAUACUUUAAUAUAUAUUUUGAAAAUGAUUUAUAAUAUUUCUAUUUAACUGCUGAAACUCCAUAUUCAUUAUGUGUUCCCCCAAAUUUGAGGAUUGGACAAAUGCAAAUUGGGAAUUAUUAUUGGUCAGAUAAUCUUUAUUAAAUCCAUGGCAGGUUGGAAUAAACCCUUCUGUGCUUUGCGAUAUCAUAAACCUUGGAGUAGACCACAGCAGAAGUUGUAAAGACAUUCUUGUAAUUCUAUGAUUUCUUGUGUGUCUUGCUGUUCAUGCAACUUUUAAUUAGAGCAAUCGAUUUAUCAUAUGCACAUUAUGAUCAUUUUGAUCAUUCGGUAGGCAUAUAUUGUUAUUGUAUGGACAUGGAUUUUGCCAUUUUAUGGACAUUAACUUUAGUUUUAUUGGUUAUUUUAUGUCCAUGAACUUGAUUAUUUUAUGGCCAUGAACUUUGUGUUUUCAUGUACAUGAAUUUUAUUGACAUGUGUACAUCAUGAUGACCCUUAGUACUUUUCUCCUAUAUACUAUGUACAGGUGCACAGCAAAGAUAUGUUUAUUUGUUAUUUUGGAAGACAUGAUACAGUGUACAUGGUAUAAUAUACUUUAUUAUUUUGACAUGCUUCUUAAGAUCUAGAAACUAAUCAAUAUUUCAAUCGAUGGUCAUUACAUUUAAAGUAGCUAAGUCUCUAACUCAAUAUCAUCAAAUAUCUUCGACAUUGAAAACACGAAUUAUUUGUCCAUUCAAAUCAACAUUGGUCUUGUGAUCUUACAGGGAGAAGAUGGGCUCCUGAUAUCCAAUAUUCAAGACAAAAUAAACAUUUUACCAUUGUUACACGUAUCGUGUACCAUAAUGCGUUUCAGCGCCAUUUGGAACAAAGGACUCAAAGAACAGGGCUAGACAUAUUCCACAAGUCACGUCAAAUAGUGACGCCAUAUUCUUAUCUGGAGUGCAUGCGCAAUAAAUAACAUCGGUGUAGACUGAAAAAAACAGACGCUAAAGAUUGCCAUUCACAUGAGACUUCUGGCGUAUUUCGCCGAACAUAACUGAUUAGAAAUUACAGUAAAAACAGAAAUGAUUGAAUGUAAAUCAGUUUAUAUACAUUCAUAUUACAUUAUUAUAUGCGUUGCGACCCAUUUUUGUCAAUUUCUAGGUCCCAAAUAUUAGCGAUUUAGCUCCUUUAAGUUAGAAUUGGUCGAUUUGAAUAUUUACUUAGGAUUGAGUAAUUGACUAUCUUUGAAACUGGCAAGUAGACCAUCUAAAAAGAAUUCAAUUGCACUGUGUUCAUGUACUUUGAUGCAUAGUUAUACUUUUGUGUAAAAUUGUAAAUUAAAUUGCAUAUGUUUAUACCAUAUAUAUUUGUUAUAUGCAGGAAACGCAUAAACUAAAAUAAUGUUAUAUUAUGUAUUAAUUCAAAAUUGAUGGUUGAAUCUUUUUUGUAAACAUACAUUAGAAAUAUCUUUCUAUAUAGAUCUGAUCAAAUUUUAAAUUUUUGUUGACAUUUGUUUGACCACUGGAAAAUGAAUUGUAUUGAGAAAUAUUUGAAUAAUGUGUUGUUCAUGUACAUACAUAUUAAUGUUAUUGUAUUUAUUGCAUAUUUUGCAUUGAAAAUUAACUCUUCAACUGACAGUUAAAUAUAUCUUAGUCCAGUAUAAUUAUGUCAUGUGUUUAGCCCACAAACUUAAAUUUUAUCCGAAAGUGUAUUUUAAUCACCAGGAAAAACGGAAUUAUUGACUCAUAAUACAUGUAAGUUAAUUAUUGCGUGUGCUGCGGUUUUCGGCCACCCUUCGUUCAUAAUGCACCGGGGUUUUUUUUAUGCAAAAUGUGGUUGUAAUUCUUGAGAUAUUCGUUGAGAUAUAUUUGUUUCGAUUGUUUGAAUAUAUACAGCUCAAACUAAUAACCAUCAAUCCUGUAAAUCAUAUUUUGCAUCUCCACUGUGGAGGAGUUUGUAUACACUACUGGUCAAUAACUGAUGUUCUUCGUUCGAAAGUUCGAAACAUAGAAUUAUAUAACUCGAAAUAUGUUAUUUUUGAUCCUUCCGGAGAAUAUUAAGGGUUGUUUUAAUAUUGCUUAAUUUAUGGCGCGACUUGUACAGUAGCCAAAUGCUUCCAGGGCCACUGCAUGUCAAAUAAAGUGACUAAUAAAAAGAUCUAGUCUUCGGGUCAAUCGACAAAAAAAACCCCCACAAUUAUUGAUGCACUGGUUCGUGGGAUAUGUACUCCCUAAUCAUAUGGUAAGAACAGCCAAUUUUGGCAGCUUCGCAAAUUUCGCUUUUGGCAGAUCCAAUUAACUCGAGAUGGUGAGGUGGUUUUCUUUCCUUUUUUGGCCAUGUUCACUUUAAUCUAUACUAUUCAAAAAAAGUAGGGGAUAUUUGAUUUUUAAGUGUUAUUAAAGUCACCUAAUGAAACUGACGAAGAAACAAAUGACAAAAUGAAAUGAAGUUCACAUUCAUCGAUUUAUUCCAAAUGAUCGUUAGACUAAGUAAGGCACAGACUGACCAUUAUAAGGGUAAAAUGAUACCCGGGGUCAAACAGCAAAGUUACCACAGCAUCACAACCAAGUCAGUAACGGGUAAAUCCUCCUCUGUUUGCCAAACAAGCAUUGAUCCGACGUGGCAUACUCCUAAUGAGACGUCUAAGGUCAUUUUGGUCCAGAUUGUCCCAUUUCUGUUGCAACGCAGCAGCAAGUUCUUGGACAUUGGCAGGACGUUGUUGACGUUGACGUAACCUCUGUCUAAGCAUGUCCCAGACAUGCUCGAUGGGGGAGAGGUCGGGACUCAGUGCUGGCCAAGGUAAUGUGGUGAUGUUCUGUUGUUGGAGGUAACCUGUAACGAUCCUGGCCCUGUGACAUCUUGCGUUGUCAUCCUGGAAGAUGAAACGGCGGCCAUGACGUCGUGCGAACGGCACAACAUGGACUGCCAAGAUGUUGUCCCGGUAGUACUGGCCUGUAACACGCCCUGCAACAACAUGUAAAGCCGUUCUUCCAGCAACAGUGAUGCCUCCCCACACCAUAACAGAACCACCCCCAAAUCGA